AUGGUAGUUAUUAGGAAGGAAUACUUGACUAAGAAUAGGCCUAAUAAGCUUAAUAUUAAUGAACUAUCAGGAAAAGUGAUUAAGAGUGGAUCUGGAAUUCAGAAACAAGCUCAAGGUUCUCAGAAUUCUGCUAAUAAUAAAGGAGGUGGUUCCAGUUUUGUUAAUGUUAUUUUGGACAAGAAAAAAGGUCAACACCUUCUUAAGAAUACCGGUAUUUUAGAUAAAAUUAUAUCAGCAGCAGAUAUUAAACCAACUGAUACUGUAUUAGAAAUUGGACCAGGUACAGGAAAUUUAACUAUGAGAUUAUUACCACUAGCUAGGAAAGUUGUUGCUUUUGAUAUUGAUCCAAGAAUGGUUGCUGAAGUAAAGAAGAGAUCGGUUAAUUCUGGGUUUAGUAAUUUAGAAGUUAAAGAAGGAGAUGCUUUGAGAAGUUCUUUGGGUGAUUUUGAUGUUUGCACAGCAAAUCUACCAUACCAAAUUUCGUCUCCAUUUGUUUUUAGGCUACUUUCAUUACAAAACAAAUAUAGAUGUGCAGUAUUAAUGUUUCAAGAAGAAUUUGCUUUAAGACUUCUAGCAGAACCUGGUGAAAAGCAUUACUGUAGACUAUCUGUAAACACUAAAUUAUUUAGUAAAGUAACUAGAGUUUGUAAAGUUGCCCCUGGAAGUUUUAAUCCUCCUCCAAAAGUGAAUUCCAUGGUAGUUAAACUUGAACCAAAGAAGAUACCAGUUUCAGUUAAUUUUAGAGAAUGGGAUGGGUUAAUGAGAAUUUGUUUUUCUCGUAAAAAGAAGACAAUCAGAGCUAACUUUAAUAAUACUACUACUCUUAAUAUUCUUGAAAAUAACUAUAAAGUUUGGUGUUCUAUUCAUAAAAAGAAUCCUUCUGGAAAUUUACCUUUCAAAGCUUUUGUAUUUAAAAUUCUUGAAGAUUCUGGUCUCUCAUCAAAAAGAGGAUUCACUGUUGAUAUUAAUGAGUAUUUUAGACUUCUUUUUGAGUUAAAUAAGAAUGGAAUCCAUUUUGUUAACAUUAUUAAGGGAAAUGCUAUCAAUGAUAACUCAGAUAACUUUGACUUCCUUUUCUCAAAUGCUGAUUCUGAUAUGGAUGAAAAUAUGGAAGGAAAUCAUUCUUCUGAAGAUGAAUUCAAGAUGGAUGACUGA
This is a messenger RNA of Cryptosporidium ubiquitum, 1155 nucleotides long. Its product is annotated as Dim1p-like ErmB KsgA methylase. The transcript has a single exon. Gene Ontology annotation, biological process: rRNA methylation. Gene Ontology annotation, cellular component: mitochondrial matrix. NCBI's taxonomy places the organism in Eukaryota, Apicomplexa, Conoidasida, Eucoccidiorida, Cryptosporidiidae. Gene Ontology annotation, molecular function: rRNA (adenine-N6,N6-)-dimethyltransferase activity. The coding region runs from base 1 to 1155 and encodes 384 amino acids. The record is from RefSeq and is a predicted model, not a curated record.